Molecule: messenger RNA, 369 nt
Organism: Eremothecium cymbalariae DBVPG#7215
Lineage: Eukaryota; Fungi; Ascomycota; Saccharomycetes; Saccharomycetales; Saccharomycetaceae
Exons: 1
Coding region: 1-369 (122 amino acids)
Source: RefSeq, a predicted model, not a curated record
AUGCUCUUGUUGUCUACUACUGGGGACCUCUCCAGUAAGGCAAGCUUCACUAACUCCGGUCCGCAGGGGGCGCGCGGGCUCACCGCCCUUUACCCCAACCAGCUAAGCGAGCCGGGCCGGACCGGCCCGGCGGGGGAGCCUUGCGUCCCACAGGGAGCGAGGCACCGGACAGGCCGACUAGUAGCUAAUUUCCGUCUGUUUCCGUUUCGUUUCCAGAGUGUUUUUCUGGCCAUUUGUGUUCAUUCUUGGGGGUGCGGCUUUCCUCUGUAUAUGGAGUUUAUUUUAUUUACACAGACCAAAGAAAUGGAGGCGGCAGACAGGGAGACAGUCCGGACGGUGCGUGGGCCCGUCCGGAAUCCAUCCGGGUAA